UCCUCGGCCCAAGUCACCAUCUUCUUCUCUCCUUCUGCUUUGCUCUCUUCUCCCUUUCAUUUGAAAUCCCCAAAUCCCAAAUUCCAAUCAAAUCCCAAUUUCCCUGAAUCCGAUUUCCAAUUGAUCCCAAUGGCAGCUUCAUCCCCACGCGAAGAGAACGUGUACGUCGCCAAGCUCGCCGAGCAAGCCGAGCGAUACGAGGAGAUGGUUGAGUUCAUGGAAAAGGUCGUCUCCUCCCUCCCCGAAGAAGAAGAGCCCACCGUCGAAGAGCGCAACCUCCUCUCCGUCGCCUACAAGAACGUGAUCGGUGCUCGCCGUGCCUCGUGGCGCAUCGUCUCCUCCAUCGAGCAGAAGGAGGAGAGCCGCGGCAACAGCGACCACGUCGCCACUAUCAAGGAGUACAGGGCUCGGAUCAAGAACGAGCUCUCCAACAUCUGCGGUGGGAUUCUCAAGGUUCUCGAAUCCAAGCUUGUUCCUGCGGCCAACGUUGGAGAGUCCAAGGUGUUUUAUUUGAAGAUGAAGGGAGAUUACCAUCGGUACCUCGCCGAGAUCAAAAAUGGCGACGAGAGAAAGACCGCCGCCGAGGACACCAUGGUUGCCUACUCCACUGCUCUGCAAUCUUCCUUGGCAUGACCGAAAAGCUUUCG
This is a messenger RNA of Pyrus x bretschneideri (Chinese white pear), 647 nucleotides long. RefSeq names its product 14-3-3-like protein. The record is from RefSeq and is a predicted model, not a curated record. Gene Ontology annotation, cellular component: cytoplasm. Bases 130 to 633 code for a protein of 167 amino acids. The transcript has a single exon. Gene Ontology annotation, biological process: signal transduction. NCBI's taxonomy places the organism in Eukaryota, Viridiplantae, Streptophyta, Magnoliopsida, Rosales, Rosaceae.